Molecule: messenger RNA, 2513 nt
Organism: Neomonachus schauinslandi (Hawaiian monk seal)
Lineage: Eukaryota; Metazoa; Chordata; Mammalia; Carnivora; Phocidae
Gene: DHCR24
Product: 24-dehydrocholesterol reductase
Exons: 9
Coding region: 52-1602 (516 amino acids)
Biological process (GO): steroid metabolic process
Cellular component (GO): cytoplasm; membrane
Molecular function (GO): Delta24(24-1) sterol reductase activity; FAD binding
Source: RefSeq, a predicted model, not a curated record
CGGCGCGAGCAGGCACCCCCCUCCCCCGCGCGGCGCGCCGCCGGCCCCACCAUGGAGCCCGCCGUGUCGCUGGCCGUGUGCGCGCUGCUCUUCUUGCUCUGGGUCCGCGUGAAAGGGCUGGAGUUCGUGCUCAUCCACCAGCGCUGGGUGUUCGUGUGCCUCUUCCUCCUGCCGCUCUCGCUUAUCUUCGACAUCUACUACUACGUGCGUGCCUGGGUGGUGUUCAAGCUCAGCAGCGCGCCUCGGCUGCACGGGCAGCGCGUGCGGGACAUCCAGAAGCAGGUGCGGGAAUGGAAGGAGCAGGGCAGCAAGACUUUCAUGUGCACGGGACGCCCUGGCUGGCUCACUGUCUCGCUGCGGGUUGGGAAGUACAAGAAGACACACAAAAACAUCAUGAUCAACCUGAUGGACAUUCUGGAGGUGGACACCAAGAAACAGAUUGUCCGCGUGGAGCCCUUGGUGACCAUGGGUCAAGUGACUGCCCUGCUGACCUCCAUUGGCUGGACGCUGCCUGUGUUGCCCGAGCUCGAUGACCUCACAGUGGGGGGCUUGAUCAUGGGUACGGGCAUCGAGUCAUCAUCCCACAAGUACGGCCUGUUCCAACACAUCUGCACUGCCUAUGAGCUGGUCCUAGCCGAUGGCAGCUUUGUGCGAUGCACACCGUCGGAAAACUCAGACCUGUUCUACGCUGUGCCGUGGUCCUGUGGGACCCUGGGCUUCCUGGUGGCCGCCGAGAUCCGCAUCAUCCCCGCCAAGAAGUACAUCAGGCUUCGGUUUGAGCCGGUGUGGGGCCUGGAGGCUAUCUGCGACAAGUUCACCCGGGAGUCCCAGCGGCUAGAGAACCACUUCGUGGAAGGGCUGCUGUACUCCCUGGAUGAGGCUGUCAUCAUGACGGGGGUCAUGACAGACCAGGCAGAGCCCAGCAAGCUGAAUAGCAUUGGCAACUACUACAAGCCCUGGUUCUUCAAGCACGUGGAGAACUACCUGAAGACAAAGCGGGAGGGCCUGGAGUACAUUCCCCUGAGACAUUACUACCACCGCCACACGCGCAGCAUCUUCUGGGAGCUCCAGGACAUCAUCCCCUUUGGCAACAACCCUAUCUUCCGCUACCUCUUUGGUUGGAUGGUGCCUCCCAAGAUCUCCCUCCUGAAGCUGACCCAGGGCGAGACCCUGCGCAAGCUGUACGAGCAGCACCACGUGGUGCAGGACAUGCUGGUGCCCAUGAAGUGCCUGUCGCAGGCAGUGCACACCUUCCACAACGACAUCCAUGUCUACCCCAUCUGGCUGUGCCCGUUCAUCCUGCCCAGCCAGCCGGGCCUGGUGCACCCCAAGGGAGAUGAGGCCGAGCUCUAUGUUGACAUUGGAGCAUAUGGGGAGCCACGCGUGAAGCACUUUGAAGCCAGGUCGUGCAUGCGGCAGUUGGAGAAGUUCGUCCGAAGCGUGCAUGGGUUCCAGAUGCUGUAUGCCGACUGCUACAUGAGCCGCGAGGAGUUCUGGGAGAUGUUCGACGGCUCCCUAUACCACAGGCUGCGGGAGCGGCUCGGUUGCCAGGACGCCUUCCCUGAGGUGUACGACAAGAUCUGCAAGGCCGCCAGGCACUGAGCGUGGGCCCGCCCGGAAAGAGACAGACAUGUGGGUGGGCUCUGUCCCCAGGUCCAGGAGGCAUCUUCUCUUCACUCAAGCUUGACUGCUCUCCCAGAUCCACGCUUCCAGAAAGAACCCCCUCCAGAAAUCCCACGCGGACUGCCCCGAUGGCUAGCUCUGGCUCCCAGAGGCAGCCGAGUGGAGGGCAAAGGAUGUGGGCUCUGGAGUCAGACGUACCUGAGUCUCGUUCCCAGUUCAGCCCCUCGUGAGCUGUGUAACUCUGGGUGAGUCACUCAGCCCUUCCGGACCCAGCUGUCCACCUGGUGAAGGGGGUCACAGUGCCUGCCCGCAGGCCAUGGGCAUCGGGGUCCGGCGGCGGUCUGGCGGCAGGUGCUGAGGGCCGUAGCUGUGCUGACUCUGGCUUCCUGCUCAGCGCCAAGUCCAGGAAGGCCCCGCGUGAGGUCACCUGGGCGCAGUUCUGGCUGGAAGGGUGAGGGGAUGCUCCAGCGUCGCACCCGCCAUUGCUUCAGUCGGCCAGACGCACCCCUCACAGACAGACGGAAGGAAGGUUCCUCUCCCUCCCCAGGGUCUCCGGAGGGCAACAGAUGGGGCAGGCAGGCCCAAGACGUGCUGUGCCAAAGCCAGGUCCCAGUCCAAAGUUCCCUGUGCCGUCCUUGGUGACGCCCUGCCCCUUCCUCCUUCCGGCCCACCGCAGCCAUCACCCACGUCUCAGAGAGGACCGUGUCCUCGAAGACACUUCAUGGCUGCCUCCUGUCCCAGCCCAGGCGGUGUGGCUCCCGCUCUGACCUGGGGCUGGAGCACCUGCACCCAUCCUUGGCUCUCCGACCCUCUGUGCCUCUUUUGGGCCCCAGAGCCUGCCUAGUCACGGGGGGCGGGGGCUGCAUCUACACUGCUCUGCAGCCUGGGGU